Messenger RNA from Plasmodium gonderi, 5601 nucleotides. RefSeq lists its product as hypothetical. Bases 1 to 5601 code for a protein of 1866 amino acids. NCBI's taxonomy places the organism in Eukaryota, Apicomplexa, Aconoidasida, Haemosporida, Plasmodiidae. The record is from RefSeq and is a predicted model, not a curated record. The transcript has a single exon.
AUGAACCACGAGUCGAGAACCCAAAAGAAGACACACCCAGAAAUAGAUUUAAUACAGAUUGACAUGGGGAAAAAUAAGUGUUCAGAUGAAGGGUCGAAAUAUUCAGCUAAUCUGGAUAUGGCAAACGGUGUAGAUGCUCUGGAUAUGGCAAACACCAAUGAAGCACCACUUUUGAAAUCACUAAAUAAUGUGACGUGUGAAAAUUUGGAAAAACAAAAUUCAUUGCAUAAUCCUGUGUCCAUGCAAAUGGAAGUAGGAACUGUAAAGUGCAACAAUGCGAGUGAUGUAACAAACAUGGAUGAAUUUACCGUUUUAAUGGAAUUUCAUGAAGGACACAUGACAGGAACGUUUUCCCCAAACAGGAACCAGAAAAAUGGACAUAACAGAAGUGAACAAUCAAAUGGGUUCCAAAAUGGACAACCAGUAGAAGAGGAUCACAUUUUAAACUCGUGUAACAGAAAUUUCCUUGCAGGUCCUGACCCAAGUAAGGAAAAUCAAGUGGAAAAUUUGGAUAGCGAAGUUUAUACAGAAGCCCCAGAAUUGGAGAACAAGAAAAUAGAAGAAGAACGGAUACAUAUUAUGAAGUGUGAAAAUGUAAAAAGAAAUGAUGAUGUAAAUGAUUGUGUCUAUUCAUUAGAAAAUUCCAAUUGCAUUGAUGAAGGUUAUUCCCUCAAUAGACAUAUCGAAAAACAAUUUUUCUUAGGGAAAAGUAAUUCAAAUUGUUUGCAUUGCUCAUCAGGAUUAAUUCACCCAUCCAUUAAACACUUUUUGAAUGAUUCUAAGCGAGAAGAAAAGGGUAGAUCUUUUACAUUUAAUGACGUAAACAAAACAAUGAACAACUUUGGAACUAUGGAAAUACACCCCCUUCGCACGUAUGAUGAAAAUUGCUACAACUUCAACAACUGUGACAACUUCAACAACUGUGACAACUUCAACAACUGUGACAACUUCAACAACUGUGACAACUUCAACAACUGUGACAACUUCUGCAACUAUGACAACUUCUGCAACUAUGACAACUUCUGCAACUAUGACAACUUCUGCAAUUAUGAAUACGUGGAUGCAAAAUCCUCUUCUCUAUCAAAUUGUGUAUCGAAGGAGGGAACAAAUGAUUACAGCAUGAAAUUUGAUACGCUGGAUGAAGACAGGAUACAUAGUGGAUUUCCAAAUGAGGAUUGUUUUUUUUUUUCUACAUGUAUGACAAAGUCAGAUAGAUGUGGUAGUAGCAGUUUUCCCCAACCUGAUUCCACCGCUGAAAGAAAAGGAAAUUUUUAUGCACCACACAGUUUGUGGAAUUAUGGAGAUAACAAAAUGGAUUGUCAUGAGAAAGGUGAGGUCGAUCAUAAGAAUAGAAAUAGAAAGAGCGAUAGAAAUAGUGAUGGGAAUAGCGAUAAGGGCAACAAUAAAGUAAAGCGUAAGGGUGGGCAUGGGGACAAGCACAAGGAGGGUGAAUCGCAUGUGGAAGAAACGUUGAAAAUGCUAACGAAGAUGACUCCUAGAUCUUUUGUACAUUCCACAUGGAAGCUCAUAGAUGAAGACACAUUGUUUCUAAAUGAAGUGAAUUAUUUGUAUGGAAAAAAUAAGAAUCCAUCAUGUGAUGGGCACUCAGUGGUAGGAUCUAUCUGUAAACAUGAACCCAUUAUUCCCGUCUCAUUUCCUUUAUACAAUCAAAAAAGAGAAGUAAAUGUUAAGGAGGAUAACCCAUAUGAUUUACCAUCUCUUGGGGACAUGCAUAUAAAUAAUACAAACAUUGUGAGAAGACAAAAUGAGAAUUUGGAGAAAUAUAUAAAAGAAAAAAUAAGUGAAUCAUCCCAAAUGGAAGAUUUUCAAAAUAAGGAUUCAAACGGAUUACGCAUGCAAAAGAAAUUGAGGAUUCCCCUUGACAAUGGUAAAGAGGAACUGUUUCAUAGAAAUGAUACAAUUCAAUCAAGAAUUGGCAAUUUAAAAAUCCGUACUAGAACCAAUCAUACAGAAUUAAGUGCCUCAAAUAUACAAGUUGAAGAAAAAGUAAACUUACAAAUCUGUGAUCUUUUGGGAUAUCCUCCUUAUGUUACUGCUUCUAACAACCAAAAUGAUAAUCCAUUGGAGGAGGCAAGAGUGGAAAGGAGGAGGCCACAAGUGGAGUCCCAACAUGAACUCAUCAGUGCAUCUAAUGACGAAUCAGAACUGACAUUUGAAGAUAAAGAAAUGUCAAAUAUAUAUUUCCAUAAUGGGAUUGCACAUCCAUUCGAAAAAGAGAUAAUAAAAACAUGCUCUUCGUCCGAAAAAGAAAAUUCUGAGAAAAAACAAAAUUUAAUUAAAUGUGAAAAAAUAAAUUGGGAAGAUAAAUGGGAAAAACAAAUUCAAAAUGUACAAGUAGAAGAAAAAAGCAAGAACAAAUAUUUCAUUAAAAUAGAGAAUAUAUUUGAGACCUGCAAUGGUGAAGAAGUAGUAGAAAAAGAAGAAGAAGAAGUAGUAGAAGAAGACGAAGAAGUAGUAGAAGAAGACGAAGAAGUAGAAGAAGAAGAAGUAGUAGUAGACGACGGAGUAAGGCAACGUGAUUCCAAGAUGGACGUCUCUAAGUUAAUGUUGUGUGACGAAAAAAGUGAAAUUAUUCCAUUAGAGAAAGAAAAUAACGAAUCAGAAAAUAAUUAUUUAAUUGCUCAUCCGCUUAUCAGGAACAGUGUGAAAAGACACGCCUUUAAACAGCGCACUUUAUUAGAUCAUAACAAUGUUGCAGGGAAUAGGGAAAAAAAUAAUUUUCCUCCAUUGAACACUAGCGUGAGUUCAACGUGCGAUGAGAAUCUUCUAAAAAUUGCAAGUGAUCGAUCUAAUAUAUCUCAUGAUAAAUGGGUGGAUUCUCACACAAUACAAAAAAGAAGUGUCAAUUUGAAUCAGGAUAUGCAAAUUGUUGGAAGAACCGAGAACAUCUCGAGAAUACUGAGGAAGCGAAGUGUGUCGUUUGGACAUCUCACUGAUGAUAUAGAAACACAAGAAAGAAAUCUGUUUAAUGAACUCCACCCAUGUGACAGAGAACGAAAAGAGAGGGAAAAAUUGAAUCACUGUUCAAGCAUACAGCAUGUGAGUAGAAGUGGAAAUCAAUGGAAGCCCUACCAAAUUAACAAGGGUACAGAAAAAAAAAAUGGAAUGCAUAGAAACGAGUUGACAUAUAUGCAAGGAUUAUUUGCAAGUCCAUAUCUCAAUGAGGAAAGUGAAAAAAAUGAAAUUGGGAAAUCUGAAAUAAAAUCUAAAAAGACAUCUGUUCAGUAUAGUAAGGAUAAUAACAAAAUUGAAGAAAAUUCCCAUGCAGGAUUUGUCACGCUUAGUGGUUCAUCUGCCUCUAAAACAACAUCUUCUUCUCUGUAUGAAAAGAACAACUUGGAUGAGAAAAGCAUGGCUCUUUUUGAUAUCACUUCGAAAGUGAAGGAUGAUUAUUCUCUUCAUAGGUCCGUCUACAAAAGCCGUGGACAUAUGUAUAAUGAGAAGAUGCACUCGAGAAUGAAGAAUGCAAGGAACUUGCCAGACUUGUUUCAUUUGCGAAGCACGAAUAAUAAAAACAAUGUUAAUCUGCUGAAGUAUUUUAAACUUAAUUUCGAAUGGGGGAAGCAUACAAAAAGUAGUAACAUGCGUAGAUUUGUAGGAAGUAUUGCAGGUAAUGAAAGCUUUGGAAAUAUCUCGCAUGGUGGAGGUAUUGGAAGUAACAGGGUUGUGGAAAACCGCUCCGAAGUGGCAAAGAGUAACUUUUUUGAAUCCGUUGAUGCAUUUUUUCACAAUUUCAAAAAUAGUGAUAGAACAGUAAAGGGGGACAAAUGUCGCCACGUUCCAUUUUUGCUUAACACUGCAGGGUACAAUUUCAACGAUAAUAUUUUUCAGAACAGAGAGAAGUUGGGGAACAAGAACAGAAGCGAGUCAAAUCAUGAGAGACCCUUCAAGGCGAGCAGCAAUUGGGGCAGCAAUUGGGGAAGCAAUCAGAGUAGAAGCAUGAGAGCUGCUGAACCUGGCCAGCUAGCAAACACACACAACAUGCACAGCACAUCCAACACACACAAUGGAAGCAUUACAACCACAACCACUACAACAACUACUACAACUACGACAACUACAACUCUGAAUGCAUCAGACCAAGGUGUAAAUAGAGGCGUGCCUGAAAGUCAUAAUGGAGUCCAGUGCAAUGAUAAUGUGGUUACCACAACAAAUAACAAUUGCACGAAUAGAGUAGGCUGCGACGAGAGGAACAAAAACUGUUUUUUCAGGAGAGGGAAUGACGUGCGAAUGUACACAGAGAAUAAAAGAUUAAGGAACGGAGAUAGUUACAAUAGAUGUGAUAAUUCUUGGGAAGAAAAUACUGAUAGAGAAAUUGUUUCGAUGAAGUAUGGAGAAAUGGAAGGGAUAAAAACAGUUGCACGUACAUUAAACCUUAAUGAAGAAAAGAAAAAUGUACAAAGAGAGGAAAUAAAAGAAAAAGACCCAUUAGAGAACGAAAUAAAAGAAAAAGACCCAUUAGAGAACGAAAUAAAAGAAAAAGACCCAUUAGAGAACGAAAUAAAAGAAAAGGAUCCGUUAGAGAAUGAAAACAUAAUUUUAACAAUUCAGUGGAACAUUAAAAAGAUAUCUCUGCUGUGUUCAAGCGAAAAUUAUUUUGUCGUUUCACCAGAAUUUAAAACAGAAACAUUAAUAAAUGAAUUUUUUAUCUUAUUAAAUAUAAAUAACGAUUUGAAUUUUUUAUGGGACAGCUCCUUUGGUCUUUUAUUUUCAUACACAGGAUUUUGCGACAUUGUUUUUUCAGUAGCAUGUGGAAUUUACGAAAAAAAAUAUUGCUCCUAUGAUUUUUCUAGUUUGCCAUGGUUUGGUUUUAAAAAUUGGGGAAUUUUAAAAAAUUGCAUGCACAAUGAUAUCAUUUCUGUAAAAGUUGACAUUCACGAGAUAAAGAAAAAGAAUCUUCUCAAAGAUAUCUUUCUGACUAAUGUCAUACCUUCCAUGAGGAGCGACAAUGGUAAUUCUCAUUUUCACGAGGCUCCUGUAGUAUCCACGAAUGAAAAUCAAGAUAUCUCUACUCCUACUUUGACCGGGUACAGAUUUCCAGAUUCUUAUGGAAAGCAUUCAAGUUAUCCCAGUAGUAUGCAUUUUAAGCGAAGUUCCAAAUUCUUUUCAUCUCACAAUGCUCCUACGCAUCCAAAGGAAGAAGAGAACGUUUGUGAGACACUUGUUACAUCCAAUGUAAAAAGAAAACAGCUAAAUUACUCUCAGAUGAACACCACACAAAGAAGUGCGAAUUCCUGGGAUUCAACAUUUUCGAAUCAUCACAUGGUGAGAAGUCACAAAGAAAAUAUCUCCACCAUACACAGGGAUAUGUUUUACAACAUUAUGAACAAAAAUUCAUAUGCACAAAAAAUUGGUGCAUCAUCUACUAUCAUUGAUAAGCAACAAAGAAAUGGACACUUUCAGAAGUAUAAGACACACCAAAAGAGACACACGUACGAUGGAUUGCAAAUAAUUGGAAAUGAAGGCACAGUUGCAAGUGGAACGACAGGACAAGUAGUACCCUUAACCAACUCAUUUAGAAGAGGGAGGGUUUUCCCAAGGGAUCAAGAGGUGGCUUCCGCACAGACCAAGCACCCAUAA